CCUCCUUUACUCUUUCCAGUGCGCGACAUGGCCUCCCAGCCACCGCCGCCGCCGCCGCCGACUCCGAAGAAGAAGAAGAAAUCCCCGUCACCCGCUCCCACCACCAUAUGCGCCCUCGGCGACGACCUUCUGCGCGAGGUAUUCCUCUGCCUCCCCUCCCUCCCGAGCCUCGUUCGCGCCUCCCUCACCUGCCGCCCUUUUCUCGGCGCCGUCCGUUCGUCGCCUGCAUUCCGCCGCCGGUUCAGCGACCUCCACUCGCCCCCGCUCCUAGGAAUCUUCCUCAGCAUCCACGACCCCGCCUUGCCAGCCUUUGCGCCCACCCGCCGCCUCUCCGACGUGGACCACGCCGCCGCCAUCCGCGGCGCCGAUGUCUUCCUUACCCUGCUCCCCGAAGACGAUAAGGACGCCGAUCGCGAGUGGGCAAUGGAAGACUGCCGCGACGGAUAUGUCGUUCUCGUCAACUGGGGAAUCAAGCAAAUGGCUGUCUACGAUCCCCUCACACGGGCCCUGGAUCUCUUCUCCGCGCCACCGGACAAGAUCUGCAGCGGCAUGCACGUUGAGUUCCACAUGCUCGGCUCUGAAGAAUGCCACGGGGAGUUCCGCGUUGCCUCUGUCUGUCAUGACGAGUGGGGGGCGCAAGCUGCCGUGUUCUCAUCAGAUAGCAGAGAGUGGCAGGUUUUCCCGUUUUCAGAGGAUGGUCACUGCAAUCAUGAUGGUACAAUGGUGAAUGGGUUUCUUUAUUGGACAUUUACAAGCGGAGCCAAUAUCCUUGUGCUGAACACCGCUACACUGUAAUUCUCGCAAAUCAAUCCGCCGCUGCAUAUGGAAGGGCAAGGGGAAUUUAAGCCUGGUGAGACCAAGGAUGGGAGGCCCUGCUUGGUUUGCACGGUUAAAUUCACGCUUGUUGUCCCGGAUGACGACGACGUUGAUAGAUGGAUCCUGGAUAAGACAUUACCGAUGCAGGAUGCGAUCACUCUGCACGAUGAUUGUGCUCUCAAUGUUGUGGCGAUUAUCGGUGGUUUGGUGUAUUUUUCUACUUCUUGUGAGACGCAUUCGAAUUCUUGCUUUUUCA
Molecule: messenger RNA, 1072 nt
Organism: Triticum aestivum (bread wheat)
Lineage: Eukaryota; Viridiplantae; Streptophyta; Magnoliopsida; Poales; Poaceae
Exons: 2
Coding region: 28-795 (255 amino acids)
Molecular function (GO): protein binding
Source: RefSeq, a predicted model, not a curated record